Molecule: messenger RNA, 1131 nt
Organism: Puntigrus tetrazona (Sumatra barb)
Lineage: Eukaryota; Metazoa; Chordata; Actinopteri; Cypriniformes; Cyprinidae
Product: ankyrin repeat domain-containing protein 54
Exons: 4
Cellular component (GO): cytoplasm; nucleus
Molecular function (GO): protein binding
Source: RefSeq, a predicted model, not a curated record
AUGGUUUAAUAAAAUAGUCUACUCUUUAAAAAAAAAUAUGUGUUUUGAUUUGUUUACCCUUAGAAAAAGGUAUUGUAGUUAUACCAGAGCACCGAUGGUAUCAGGGGACAGUAUUUUGACCUAAUUUGAAAGAAUAGAAAUAAAAUUAAAUAAAGAGAAGCUCGUUUGAGAGCCAUCCUGUCGCAGAUCUAGACAGGUGGAGCUGGUGGAGGUGGAGGGGUUCAGAGGAACACUUACAGAGCUGCAGAACCAGCUUAUUUUCCGACGUGCAUGCAAGAUGUUUUCCUGUGAAUGUGCACGCUAAAUGUUUACAAUAAUGCAUUUAAAAUAAUAAAAAUAAUAAUAACAACACCAUUUUGCAUUAUCAAGCAACACAAGAGAUAGUUGUUUGUAUAGCUAAAUAAAACUGAAGCAAAUAACACCAGAAGCUACAUACAUUCUAGUCACAAAUGGCCGUGCAUGUUCUUACGUUCUCACACUACAGCAGACUAUUUAAAUGUGAGCAAGCAAUCUCAAGGACCGCAGAAUUAACUGAGGACAGUCUGCUUGUACUAUACAGUAAAUUAUACCAUUGCUAGCAGAUUGUUUAUAGAUGGUCUAUCAGCCUUCGGCAUCGAGAAUAUAAUCGCUGGUUAUAGAUUAUCGUAAGAUUAUAUAGAGAUACGCGGUACACGUGAAAGUCAGUCCGAGCUCUAAAUGGUUGUAUUUUUAGAGGAAUAUGUAGGGAGCAAAUACAAGGGUCUUGCAACGGAUGAAGACACGGUAGAUGGACAGAAGAAGACGGAGAUCCAGCUGAAUCGAAGGCUUCUGGAUCACUUUCGAGAUCUGGCGGACAGCAAUAAAGACACAGAUGAGGUGGACCUGCAGUUUUUGAAUGACGUCCUCACGAACGGAGCUGACCCGAACUCAGCAGAUAAAUAUGGGCAAACGGCCCUCCACGAGAUAUCUCGGGCAUGGAACGUGGACGUCAUGCGGUUUUUCCUAGAAAGAGGGGCCGAUUUUCAGAGGGCCGAUGCUUUCGGAGUGACUCCUCUUCAUGUAGCCGCUGCUCUGGAUUAUGAGGAGAUGAUGCUGUUCCUGUUAGAAAGACAAGCUGACAUCGAAGCUUGCACGUAUAAAGACAAGCAGACC